Messenger RNA from Mya arenaria, 648 nucleotides. RefSeq names its product putative nuclease HARBI1. Lineage: Eukaryota; Metazoa; Mollusca; Bivalvia; Myida; Myidae. The transcript is spliced from 4 exons. The record is from RefSeq and is a predicted model, not a curated record. The coding region runs from base 1 to 648 and encodes 215 amino acids.
AUGGUGGACAUAUCUCAUCAAUUCAUCACCUGGCCAAAUCGUGUUCAACAGCAGGAAAUCAUGCGGGAGUUCUUCACAUCUGCUGGAUUUCCCAACGUCAUAGGAGCUGUUGAUGGCUCACACAUACGUAUCAUUAUGCCGAAAGAUGGCCACGACUUCAUAAAUAGAAAGAAUUUCGCGUCGAUCGACGUUAUGGCUGUAUGUGACAGCAAAGGGAUCGAACCUACGACCUCCCGCUACGUAGGCGGACGCCUAACCACUAGGCCACGGAGACGUUCAUGUACUAACACAAAAAUGAAUGAUGUUCACUUACAGGUUGUACAGUACCUGGUGCAGAAAAGUAGGUUUACAUUCCUUGACGCCAGAUGGCCAGGCUCAUCGCACGACAGUUUUAUUUAUCGUGCAAGUGAUCUUGCGGACCACAUGGACGCAAUGAACAGAAGUUGGACUGAUGGCAUUUUAAUUGCUGACAGUGGGUAUGCCUGUUCUCGUGUCAUGAUGACACCAUACAGAGUGGCCGAUACUCAGCAGAAAAUUAAUUUCAACCGGGCACACUCAAGGACAAGGGUUGCUGUGGAAAUGGCUUUUGGUCGCUGGAAGCGACGAUUCGGAAUUCUACAUGGAGAGGUAAAUAUAAAAUACGAAUAA